CUCUGCACAGGUUUCAAUAAAUCUCCCCAGAUAAUGAGCUCAGCAGGAAGAAAGGAUAUCGGCCAUUCAGGCGUCUUGGAGCAUUACCGACAUCUUAUUGUGAAACAUCUUACUCUUACAUCUCCUGUGUACAGAAGGCUCAAAGAAAAUGGAAUCCUGACAACUGAGCAGAUUGGAUUGCUGGAGCUGAAAGAAUCUUCAGAGCAAAAAGUGUCCAAACUUAUCGAAGUGCUGAAAAGCAAAGACCAUCAUGUGUUCACAUCCUUCUGUGCUGUACUUCAUGAGACUGGUCACCAUCACCUUGCCCAAGUUUUACAGAAGGCAUCGAGUAACAGAACGUCCUUGUUACCAGAAGUACCAACCAUCACACAACAUAAACAAGUCCUAAAUGAAGCCAUUCUGCUGCACAAGGAAUAUGACGGGAAACUCAAAGAAGAAAAUCUGCAGCUGAGGAGGAAAAUUCAGAGAAUGAAAAGCAAAUAUGUGACAAAAUUGCAGGGACUUGAGGAAAAGAUAACUUUAGCUAAAUGGGAACGUGACCUCGCCAUCAAAGAGAAGAACAUCCUGCACAAUGAGAAUGAAGCUCUGCAGAAGCUUAAUACUGAACUUCGAGCACUAGUCACGAAAUUGGAGGAGGCCACCUUCCAUUCUGACCUACUGGACCUAAGGACUUACCAUUCCAACAUACAAGAUCUUGGGUUCAGUGUGGAUUACCUGAAAGAAAAGUCUAGAAGGCUUUAUCCAGAAACACACCUAGGUCUUGUGUACAGGUGAAAAAGUCAUAUAGCGCAGCAUUCCCAGGAUCUCAGCGAUUCUUUAUGAGUAAGACUGUGUUUUGUGGGAAAAUAUCAAAGUGAAUUAUCUUCAAUAACCUUUAUAUUAUUUAACCCCUUAAGGACCAAGCAUUUUUCUGUUUUUUGCACUCAUUUUUUCCUCCUUACCUUUUAAAAAUCCUAACCCUUUCAAUUUUGCAACUAUAAAUCCAUAUGAUGGCUUAUUUUACGCACCACCAAUUCUGCUUUGUAAUGACGUCAGUCAUUUUACCCAAAAAUCUACGGUGAAACGGAAAAAAAUAAUAAUUGUGCGACAAAAUGUAAGAAAAAAUGCAAUUUUUCUUUUAGGUUUUGGGGGCUUCCAUUUCUACGCAGUGCAUUUUUCAGGAAAAAAUGACGCCUUGUUCUGUAGGUCCAUACGGUUAAAAUGAUACCCUAUUUAUAUAGGUUUGAUUUUGUCGUACUUCUUGAAAAGUCAUAACUACAUGCACGAAAAUUAUUACGUUUAAAAUUGUCAUCUUCUGACCCCUAUAACUUUUUAUUUUCCCGGGUACGGGGCUGUAUGUGGGCUCAUAUUUUGCGCUGUGAUCUGAAGUUUUUAUCUGUACCAUUUUUGUUUUUAUCGGACUUUUUAUUCAUUUUUUUUUUACGUUAUAAUGCCCAAAAAUAUGCUAUUUUGGACUUUAAAUUUUUUUUGCGAGUCCGCCAUUGACAGUGCGGUUUAAUUAACAAUAUAUUUUUGUAGUUCAGACAUUUACGCAUGUGGCGAUACCACAUGUUUAUUUUAAUUUUUU
Hyla sarda is the source of this 1567-nucleotide messenger RNA. RefSeq lists its product as uncharacterized. Gene Ontology annotation, biological process: regulation of apoptotic process. The record is from RefSeq and is a predicted model, not a curated record. The transcript is spliced from 5 exons. The coding region runs from base 34 to 774 and encodes 246 amino acids. NCBI's taxonomy places the organism in Eukaryota, Metazoa, Chordata, Amphibia, Anura, Hylidae.